Molecule: messenger RNA, 6444 nt
Organism: Drosophila eugracilis
Lineage: Eukaryota; Metazoa; Arthropoda; Insecta; Diptera; Drosophilidae
Product: cubilin
Exons: 14
Coding region: 1279-4059 (926 amino acids)
Cellular component (GO): plasma membrane
Molecular function (GO): protein binding
Source: RefSeq, a predicted model, not a curated record
GGCAACUUCCCAGAUGGAUAACAGAGGCCCCCAAAUUGUUAGUUUGCUGGGGCCGCCAGCAAAAAAAUCGUUGCCACCUCUCAUCAGCAUCUGCAGCAUCCGCAAAAUCAUCAACAUCAUUUCCACCCGGCUGAAAAUUAGCAGAGGAAGCCGAAGGAGGAGAAGGAGGAGGAGGAUCAGGAGUGGAGGAAAUGCGUCCCAUCGUCAGUAUCCAUUGGCUGUGAUGUGAAAUUUUUAGAAUUUGUGAAGCAAAAAUCAAUCGAGAAAUCAAACCCCAAAACACACAAAAAGGAGCUACUAAAUUUUUGAACAUUCCGCAUCCUGAGGACACACACAUCUUCAUGUAGCAUUUCUGUGUGUUAAGUGUUGUUAAUAUAAAUGUAUAUAUAUAUAUAUAUAUAGACAUACAAUCUAUGAAUACAACAAAAUAUAUAGAUAUCUAGACAGACUUAUGUACUUAUAUAUGGAUAUAUAUGUGUAACCCAACCGUCGUAACGUUGCGUUCUUUUUUAUAAAAGUGUUGUUAACAAAACCGAUUUUUAUUGAUGUUUUAUUGAUGUUGAAUACAACGUAUAUACAUGCAUACACACACGAAAGUGGAAUAAGUUUACAUUAAAAGUCCAGCGAUGUUAAAAUUGAUGAGCGGAAUGACCCAGGAGCAACCACAAAGGAUGCGGAAGUAGAAGAAGAAUAAUGAGAAUUUCAAGGAGGACAAUAGGGAAUGCAACCGGAGAGCUCAAUUGUUUAUUAUACCGUAAGAUCAUAUCAAGUCGGAAUGAUGCCAGCAAUUGCACUUGUUAAUUGCACAGCAAAGAAAGUGAAUCUGUAACUGGAGCAUAGAUAUACCUACUUAUAUAUGGAAGAUAUGAAUUAUAUAGCGGAGAUAUGCAUUUUAUAUAUCAAAAACAACAACAAACUUUUGGAUAAGUUUUACGUGUACGUGUACCUAGUAGUAGCUAAAUCUCGUGUAUACAAAUUAAGGUGUUAUAAACUAUGAAACUUACUCACUUCAAAGUCAAAUGAAUUAUGGAACUUUAAAACCCAAUAAACUGUAAUUUAAUACAAAACCAAAACCCAACAAAAACUACUCCAAUUAAAUCAAUUCAACGCAAAACGUACGUGCGCUGUAAUGGAUAAUAAAAGAAGGGAAUCUUCCACUCAAUUCAAUUUUAAUCAAUGCAAAUGCCACACUCAGCAAACACAAUAUGCAACAAAUGAUCAACGCGCGGCGCAUAAAUUAAUAUAUUAAUUAAAUAUAAACAUCAACAACAAUGGCCAAUGUCAGGGAAAAAAGAUAAAGAGUGUGAUCAGACAUUCGUGUCGCGGAUCGGUGGACCCCAGAAUGGCAGCUUCUCGGCCCCGUUGCUGCACAACCAUCGCAAUCAUUCGCGCCAAUGCCUCUACACCUUCCUAGCAGGACCUGGUCAGCGUGUCGAAGUAGUUUUUAAAUCGUUUAAUUUAAGAGGAAGUCCACCAGACGGUUCGGCCGUCGGUGAAUUACCAAGUUGUGUUCAUGAGUACAUGGAUAUCUACUCGGAGGUGCAGUCGUCGGAGCCAGCGGAACUGAUCAAUUCACCAUUCGGAGGCCGCUACUGUGGCACCAUUCCGCCGCGUCGUCGCAUUUCCAUGUACCGGGCAGUUGCGAUUUCUUUUUUUAGCAACAAGAACGUGACCACGGACCUGUUCGAGGGCACGUUUAGGUUUAUAAAUGCAUCGGAAUAUGAAAUUGGCAUUCCAAUUGCGGGGUCGCCAUGUUCCUACACGAUAACGCCCAGCAUGAGCGUGAACAAAACUGGUGCGCUCAUAUCGCCAACCUAUCCAGGUGCCUAUCCGAAGGAUAUGUCAUGCACAUAUCAAUUUCUUGGUGAAUCGAAUCAGAGGGUUAGAUUAGAGUUUCGUGAUUUUGAUCUAUUUUUUGGUGGACCACACUGCCCAUUUGACUAUGUGAAAGUGUACGAUGGUCCAGAUAAUUCGUCAGCAUUAAUCGGUACAUAUUGCGGGCAGCAAAGAAACUUAGUUUUGUAUUCGAGCGAGUCGAGCCUUUUUGUUCAUUUUUAUACGUUAUCGCGCACCGCAAAUACCCAAAAUCGUGGCUUUAAAGGAAUUUAUGAAUUUAGCGAGAGUUUUGUUAAAUUAGAUUUUAUACGUGAAAAUGAUGGCAUUCACAUACGUGGCUCAGAAUGUGAUCAAAAGAUUUUAUCGAAGAAGGAAUCCACUGGCUUUGUGCUGUCACCCAACUAUCCCUAUCCCUAUAUACCAAAAACUGUGUGUAGAUAUUUCAUCUAUGGCAUGCAGGAUGCCCAGCAUCUGGAGCGUGUACGACUCGAGUUUAACGCUUUCAAUAUACCCAAGGUGGAGCACAAGGACAAGAGCGAGUCCAACUGCACGGACGGCUAUCUAAAGAUCUAUCUGAAGGGCCAGGAGACGGCCGAUGCCUACGACAAGUUCGACUACGAGCUGUGCGGCAAUGAGACGCAACGUGUGAUUAGCGAGGGUCCGCGAUUAGCCAUGGUCUUCAGUUCGGGUGAGCUGCAGGGGCGUGGCUUCAAGGGCAAGUACACCUUCGAAACGGAGUAUAAGAUUCCGGGCACGGCUGCUCCGGAUGGCACAUGUAGUUUUACGUAUGUGAGCAGUUCUAAGAAACGAGGUGAACUGAAUAGCCCCCGCUACCCCUCUAACUAUCCAUCGGACACGAACUGCUCGUACUUGUUUUUGGCCGAGGCAGAUGAGCAGGUGACCAUUGUAUUUGACCACUUCAAGAUCAAGGCGGACAACAAUGCAAAUGCCACAGCGGGAGCUUAUGGUUCCGGAGCCUGCUUCGAGGACUGGCUGGAGAUGUACGUCGUCUACCGGGACAACAACGACCGCUUGCUGGGCCGCUACUGCGGACAGACAGCCCCCGGACCCGUCGAGAGCCCGCGGGGAGCGGUGGGGCUGCGGAUCACCCUGCACACGGACCAGGAGAGCGUGGCCAGCGGCUUUAAGGCCCGCUACUUCUUCGAGUCGGCCAAGUCGGAUGCCGGCGACUGCGGCGGCAACUUCAGCAAUCAGGACUCCGGUCUUAUCACCUCGCCCAACUGGCCAGCGGGCUACAAGGCACCCGGCCGGGGCAUGGCCUCCAAUGCCUGCAACUGGGUGAUGAAAGCCCGCCCCGGCUACAAGCUCUCCAUUCACUUUGAGCAGUUCGGUCUGGAAGGAGACCCUGCCAAUCGUGGCUGUCCCGCUGCUGUGCUGCGGUUGUGGAUGAACGUUGACUCCGACCAGCCGCCGAUGGAGCUGUGCGGUGAGAAGCCGCCUGUGGAGCAGUGGCACUACACCUCCACCGGUCAGACGGCGCGCAUCAGCUUCACUACCAGCGACAAGACAGUGGGUGCCCAGGGCUUCCGCAUUGUGUGGACCGAAAUACAGGACUCCGGUCCGGGUCCGCCGUCCGUGGGCCUGCACUGCGAAUCCACAUACCACUUCCAGUGCGGAGCAGGAUACUGUAUCUCCGAUAAACUGAGAUGCGAUGGGGUCAAGAACUGCGGGCCCGGCGACGAUACUGACGAAUUGCACUGUACCACGGAAGCGGCCGAGGAGGACUACGACGUCCUAAUUAUAAUAACGCUUCUCGUCGUCUCGUCCCUAAUCUGUCUCCUAUGCAUACUCUGUCACUCCAGAAGAAACCGUAGGAACCAUGUCCGCCAAUUGGGCCUACAUCGAAAUGCACAUUACGACUCGCAGACCAGUGCGACGGCGGGCCUCAGCUCCAGUCGUAGGCAUCUGCAGAGUGGUGGUGCCAGCAUCGCGGGCAGUUUGCAUGGAAUCAACAGUGGCAACUUGAUGAUACCGCCUGCCCCACUGCCGCCGACCAGUGUGCCACCGCCACCACAUAUAUGUAUCGCCGGCGUAGACAUGGGAAUGGGAAUGGGGAUGGGACAUGGACUAAUGUCAAAUGGGGAGGACGAUGACGACGAUCUGGAGCUUGAUGAGGACCAGCUGGACGCGGACAUUUUCAUCAACGAUGUGCACUUCGAUGAGGAUAACAUCGAUCAUGUCAACCAAAUGGCGAACGUCUAACGAUGGUUAGGCGCAGUUUUAGGCACUUUUAUCGCAAACUUCAGUUUCGGUUUUAAAACGCAUUUAGAAUAAGGCUAACUAGGUAAUGGCGAACAAAGCAACUUUGCAGAGCAAGAGCAGUAGAUUACACACACUCCCCACAGUGCAUACUGACACGCAGACACAGGUUCACACAGAUACAGUAAAACCGGGAGUAGAACAGAAACAGAAAUUCAAAAGUUAACAAUACCUAAAAGACAAGAAAUUAUGCAAAAAUGCGAAUUGAUUAAGACAUAAAUUUAAUAACGAGAAUUAGAGAUGAUAAUGAUGGAUAAAGCGUAAGCGAAAGCUAAGCUAAAUAAGUACAGUAGGGCGAGCAUAUUGUAGUUGCGAUAACACGAUUAGCCAGAAGCGUUUCACAUAAGUAAGGGAUGAUGAUGAUGAUGGAGGAAUAAGAAACAAAUAAUAGCUACAUUUAAUAACUAUAUUAUACACAUAGCGAAAUACGUACGGCGGUAUCGUGAAGGACGCACAAAAAGCACAGGGCGAUAGACGGAUGUGUAAAAAGGAGAAAGGAAGAAGUUGGUCAGCGGAAACGGAAUCGAGCCAGUUAUAUUGCAGGGCGGAAGUGCAAGUACGAAUCAUUUUCAUAGCCACAAGAGACCGCAGACAAGACGAAAAAUAAAAUAAAGUUGUUGAUUUUUAUAUUUGAUACGAGUAAUAUUUAGGUGAAGUAUAAAUUGAAUUAAUUAUACAACAGAAGAAAGAAGAACGUAAACGUUAAUAAAACAAAAUACACACAAUUCGCAAAAACCGAUAGAUAAACCGAUAAUGAAUAACGGCAGAAACAUACUAAAGGGCAUAAAACAAUAAUAAUUAACUACCUUUACAUACGCGCAUGACUUUUUAUUUACACAUUUUGUACAAAAAAUCUUCGACCCUUGAGGCUACACAAAUCAAACAUACAACAACAAAAAGGAGACGAAGUAAUAAUGCAUAAAUAAAAGAAUUAGUGACUAUCAAAACCGUAUCUUCCAGCAAAGAAUAAAAGCAAAGAGUUAAAUGACGCUAAAUCGAAAAGUUUAUAUGAGAAAAUAAAUGAGAAAAUUUAAUAAAUUAGCGGCCCCACAGAUGGAGAAUGAAAAGCGGGAAAUGGAAUGGAAAUAAAUUCAAAGAUUUUUGUCUAUUUAAGCACAUUUUUAUAAACAUUUAAGGCGAACAAAAAUAUUUAUAAAAAUGUAUACGCUAAAGGGAACGAUAAUAAUAAAGUAAAUUAUACAAGAAGCUAAAAACAACAAUCUAAACACAAAGAAACCCAAAAUUAAGUUCAUUUUUUGUUGUGUCAAAUUGCAUUUGGCAAUCUCUUGUGUGAAAAUAUAAUUUUAUGAUAUUUUUAAAAACUUUAUACAUAUGCAAACCUAUUGCGAGUUUUAAGAUGAUUUAAGUUCAUAUCAGUUUCCUCCGUUUUGGAGAUAAAUGAUAAAUUCCCUAAAAUUUCAUAAAAAUAAAUAAUAAUUAUUGGUUUCAUAGCGCACGUACGUUUUGCAAAAGAGCAAAAUUGAGAAAUUUAAUGAAUAUGGCUUAAAUCAGCGAUGGAAACUUAAACCCGUUUAACGUAAAAACCAUUUAUAAUAAACGUAUGUAGGUGUUACAAAAAUGCUACAUUAAUUAAAUAAAAAAAAACGAUAAACAAAGGAAAAAUAAAUACAAUUACAUUGAUGAAGUAAAACGUUGUUAAAUUGUUGCAUAAAAAAGCAUAAAGAUCAAGUAACUCCUAGGAAUUAAUUCAUAAAAUAAACUUUAGUUUAAGUGUACAAAUUUUGUUGUUGUAUUACAUUAAAACCGAAAUGAAAACCCAGAAUUAAAGAAUUCAAUUAGUUAAUAAAAACUCUAAAUUUGUGUUCUAGCAAUAAAAAUUAAACAUAAAUUUAAAAAAAAUAGUACUAAAACAUAAUGCUAAUAAAAAAUGUUCGAGAAAGAAAGUCCCCAAAAACAGAAACCUAUCCCAAAACCAAAAAAAAUAUUCUAAACUAAAAGAGUUUACUAAAGUAACACAAAGUUAAAUUAAAACACCCCAAAAAGAGCAAAUGUUAAAAUUACAAUUAAACCUAUAAAUAAGCCACUCAACGGAAAGCGUCAAACACAUUUGAAUUGAGAUACGUUUUUCAAAUUUCAAAAUCCAGAAACAGAAGUCAGAAAAACCGAAUCUCGGGCGCACUAUUGGCACACAACAUGGCGCCGUUUGCCACAGUGAGAUAAAGAGAAUCCAAAAUAACAAAAUAGUUGAAUAAUAAAAUGCAGAACAACAAAUUUCAAAUUAAAAGGAAACACCUACAAAAACAAUUCCAUGUUAACAUUAAAUAUAAAUAAAGGUAAUUAAAUAAAUGAAUACUAAAACAAAAUUAA